AUGGUGCACCUGGAUUUAGACAAUUGUCAGAGGUGCAUAACUCUGCCUCCACUUGGGCAAUUUCCAUCUCUCAAAGACUUGUGUAUCAGAAGCUUGUAUGCUGUCAAGAGUCUCGGCCUCGAGUUUUUCAGGGAUGCUGUCUCAGAACCUUUUCCAGCACUUGAGACUCUAGAAUUUGAAGAUUUGCGAGAGUGGAAGGAUUGGAAGUUUCCUUUGGAUGUUGCUAAUGCAAUCUUUCAUCGCCUAUGCAAGCUUACUAUAACAUCCUGCCCCAAGUUAGCUGGAAAAUUACCUAGCCACCUACCAUCUUUAGAAAAACUGGUACUUUAUCGCUGUCAACAGUUAGUAGUAUUAAUACCUAGCCUGCCAAUGCUUAAUGGUUUAAUGAUCUGUGGCUACAAAGAAUUGGUGCAAACCAGUACAAUUGGCUUCAGCAAACUAGACCGGAUGGAACUUUCAAACAUUUCUAAGUUGACAUGUCUAACGGAGGGCUUCAUGCAAGGGUUGACAGAGGUAGUCUCCGGACUUUUGUUUCCUUUCCUGAAGAAGGUUUCCCUGUUUGCCAAACUGAGAUUGCUAUUCAUCAGCUGCUUUGAAAAACUUGAGGCUCUGCCCAACUGCUUCCACAAGCUUGCAUCUCUACGGCGCUUGUUUAUAGCUGGUUAUCCCAAUAUCAUAUCCUUCCCAGAAGAGGGUUUACCCCCUAAUCUCACAACACUUGAGCUCGGAGGUACAAAUAUAUGUAAGCCGAUAUUCAAAUGGGGAGUGCACAAGCUCUCUUCUCUAGAAGAACUCACUGUUUGUCGAUGUCAAGAUGUUGAGUCCUUUCCGCAGGAGGAGAUAGGAAUGAAGUUGUCUUCUUCUCUAACUCAACUUAUGAUUGAAAAUUUUCCAAACUUGAGAUACCUAUAUACAGGGGCUUCAGACACCUCAACUCUCUGGCCAGCUUGA
This is a messenger RNA of Gossypium raimondii (Peruvian cotton), 951 nucleotides long. Its product is annotated as putative disease resistance protein At3g14460. The coding region runs from base 1 to 951 and encodes 316 amino acids. The record is from RefSeq and is a predicted model, not a curated record. The transcript is spliced from 2 exons. NCBI's taxonomy places the organism in Eukaryota, Viridiplantae, Streptophyta, Magnoliopsida, Malvales, Malvaceae.